Mya arenaria is the source of this 6614-nucleotide messenger RNA. RefSeq names its product low density lipoprotein receptor adapter protein 1-A-like. NCBI's taxonomy places the organism in Eukaryota, Metazoa, Mollusca, Bivalvia, Myida, Myidae. The transcript is spliced from 9 exons. The record is from RefSeq and is a predicted model, not a curated record. The coding region runs from base 121 to 1113 and encodes 330 amino acids.
CAACAAAUUAUUAUAAAGUCAACAACGCAGUCAAAAUCAGACCACUGGAGCUGUCAGAUUUAGAAAUACUUACAAAAUACUUCUCCAGCAUCAUAAUAAAGAUUUAUACUAUUUUUUUCAAUGGAGUCAAUUUUUCGUAAAGUCAGAAAAAGCCCUCAGUCUCCUGGUGCGAAACACAGUAAACUUGGAGAAGGCUGGGAGGAGAACCGGGAGGCUGUGACUGAUGGCGUGGGGUUCUACCUCAAAUACCUCGGCUCCACCCUGCUAGACGAACUUCCUCUGGGGGAAAGCUAUGGGGAAGGCGUUAGCACCCGUGCUGUACAAAGAAUUGUCGACAUGGCAAAGUCCCAAAACAGGAAGCUAAUUAAAGUGUCAUUAAAGGUCACCCCUGCUGGCAUCAAGGUGGUCAGUAUGGAAGACAAAGACACACUGAUAGAUGUAUCUAUUUAUAGAAUCUCAUUUUGCACAGCUGACAAGAACCACGAUAAAGUGUUUGCAUUCAUUGCAAGGAACACAAUUAACGAGACUAUGGAAUGUCAUGCUUUCUACUGCGCGAAAAAUAAGAUCGCACAGGCCGUCACAUUGUCCGUGUCUCAGGCGUUCAACCUCGCCAAGGACAAGUGGGAGAAACAGAAGAACCAAAAUAAUACUCAAAACAAUAAGACCUCCAAAGAAGAGCAGAACAGUCGCCUGCAAGCUGCUAGUCAGUUCACCUUUGCUCCAGCCUUACCACCUCGUAAAAUCCAGUCCGCCCCCGUUAUAGACCUUAACUCUGAUACCCACCCUCGACUGCCAAAGCCUGAAAGUGCGGUCUGUUUCAGUAUUAAUAACCAAUCCGCUAGUCAAAGACAAGGAUGGCAAACGUUUGAUGAGUCAGAAACCUCCUUCAAACCAGUGUCAUUCAACCUUGAGGAGACAGAUGGAGAAAACCUUGAUGAUUGUUUCUCUCUAUUGGCGGAGGACCGGAGUCGGAAGACCUCGUUCCCGAGCCUUGCCACGAACCUGUCACAGUCAGACCUGAACGACAGCCUGCAGGAAUACAUGGACGGAGGAACCAAGUGCCUCGAGGCUUUCUCUAGAACCAAGUCAUGCGAGGAUUUAAUCAACAUUUGAUUAAAUAUAUAUAUAUCUAUGCUUAUCUUUGUGCUGAAACCUUCUUUUUGUUUCCAGUUAUAUGCAAGUGCUAUUUCACGCCCACCAACUAAAUAUUAUUGGGGAUUUAGCUUAAGAAUAAUAGAAGGGUGCUGCAACCUGUCUUUUUUGGUAGUUCCCUUCUGCCCUCAUGGAGACCAGCAUUGGCAGCCUUCUGCCUUUAUAGAAUUAAUGGCUUUAGGUAAUCCGAUAUUUCUUUUAUUUUGAUUAAACUUAUAAUUUGAUUAUAAGUACAUACUAACUUUACAUAUUUGGUAGUAUUCUUAACAUAUCUUUAAUUAAUGUUCAAAUUCUAUUCAGCCCAAUACAAUGUACCCUUUUGACAUUCUGCAGCACCCUGCCCUUUUUAAAACCCUUAAUAUAUCAUGCUAAAACUGACUGACAUUUCUUUGUCUUUAGCAGUUUCUCUCAGAAUAUUCUUGAACGGUUGUUUUUCGUAAGUUGUCAAGUACUAUUUAUUUAUUUUUAACAAUGAUAUACUUUGAGAAUGGAAGGUAUUCAACAUUUACAAAACUUGUAGUAUGCCUUACCGAUAAAGAUUAAAUGUUUUUUUAUGUUUGAACCAUCACACUGUUCUUGAUCCAUUGUUUGUGAUAACCUUUACUGCUAAACAUUAAACAUUUAUUUUAAACCAAUUUCAUUAAAUUUAUGAUAUGUUACAUCGUCUGUGAAAAUGAGGUAUUCACAUUCAUAACAAAAAACAUUUUUUAACCAAGAGAGACGAUUACAAAACAAACAAUAAGUUAAAUCAUAUGGAAGAAUCUUUUCCAAAAUAUGUCAAAAUAGAUAUGAUUUCCUGCUUAUGAAGAAGCAUAUAACCUCGCAAAAAUGAAAAUGUCACUGUUUCCUCCCACGUGGCUUAUUUUUGCUGACGCUGUCACAGUUAUAUAAAAAAAAUGGAAUCCCAGAACCUCUCAAAACUGUACUUUACAAGACAAAUGCAUUUUACAUACAACUAGCUGUACUGUAUGCCUUGUUUCAUGGCUUGAUGAAUACCUUGACGUAUUUAUGAUAUUUUUCACUAUGUCCAAUGUUGUGAAUUUACACCUUCCUCAUUCAUGUUUCGCCAUCAUUUUAUUAUGCAUUCUCUUAAAACUGUAUACAAUAUAGGUUUAAUUUUUUUAUUGAUUAUAUGCUUUUGUUACCAAACUGAUUCAUAGAAAUUUCAAUAAGAUUAUAAUAUAAUAUGAUGUUCAAAUAGUCAUUGGUAAAACCAAAAACGUAAUCAAUUUCAGGUAUAGGAGAUUUUUUUUGAAAAGUCUAGAAAUGUGCAAAUAUUGGUAAUUUAUUGAAUUAAUGACUAAUUAAACCAGUAAAAAUUACUUUUUCUUGUAAUUAAACAUGCAUGUUUAUGUUUUUGAAAGAAAUGACAACUAGGAAAGGAGAUCCUUUACAUUAUAAUUUAUAUUAUAGUAUUAUAUAGCAAUAUCUCACACCGAUAGUCAUCUGUUCUUUAUCUCAAUUAUGUUUAUAAAGUUAUCACCUUAUUCUAUUGAAAUGUCAUAGUGGUUUAUACCAUAUAUACUUAUAAUAUGUGUAAGUUUUUUUGAUGAAAAAUAGGUGCAACUUGUACAAUUUUUCACUGGUGUGAUAUUUAAGUUACACUGUACAUGUUACUGUCAUGUAUUUAAAUGAUGAAUCUGUACACUGUACAUGUAUUUAAAUGAUGAAUCUGUACACUGUACAUGUAUUUAAAUGAUGAAUCUGUACACUGUACCUGUAUUUAAAUGAUGAAUCUCAGCUUGUGUGAACAUACAGACUGAUAUGAAUCUGCACAUACUAUUGGCAAUACCUAUUAAAAACUACUUAGUUUCACCUUACCCGGCCCAAUUUUGAGGGGUGGGUAGAUAGAUAGGAUUUUUGUUUUGUUUUUCAUUUCCUAAACCUUAAUUCUGUAUUAAAGGGACUCCCUCAUGUUUUAAAGGGACUAGCUCAUAUUUUUUUCAAAAUGCACCAUUUUUAUUUUUGUAUGACAGAAUAUAAUGUGGCAAAUCAUUAGGAGUGUUAAAACUAAGGUACUGACAGUUGGUACCCUUCAACAAAUAUUGAUAUAUGCUCAAAUAUUGUCUAUGAAGUCCACGAUUUUGUAAAAUGUUAGUAACACAAUUCACCAAAAGGGUUAAAGGUUAAAUUAUCCUUCUGUUUGUAUAUAAGUCCUUGUGGGCUUUUUUGUCAGUUUUCUAAUUUUUCCUUGACUGUGUGUCUGAGUGGUUCGCACUACACUAAAACCAGAAUAUUUUUUUAUACCCUUUGUAUAUAGUGUAUUUUUUACUGCAAUUUGGUAUCCAGGAUAAUACAAGUGUUUUCAGAUGCAUUACUUGGGCAAAAUUCGGAGUGACAAACAUGAGCAAGUCCCUUAUAAAAUAGGACCACCGAAGAGGAAUUAAACUUCGGGUUAUUGGUAUUAUUGAGAGUCAGUAAGUAAGGUCAAACAAAUUAUUAAUUAAUUGUGGCCUUUGGGUAAGAUUAUGUUUUAUUAUGUGAAUUGAAUAUGUGAUACAUUUAGUAUGUAAGGCAGGUGAUUACUGAAGUUGUACACUGCGUGGCUAAAGCUCAAUAUUUAAAUUUACUGCAGUUUUUGGGGCAUUUGUGUUAUGUACAUACUAGUUUUACAUAAAUUAUGUUAAUUUCAAGCUCUUACGUAAUCACUGCUAAUGCAGCUUACUGAAAGUGCAUGGUGUAUUCAGUCAGCUAAUCUGUAUUGUAAUAUAAUUAUGUUUAAUCAUGUCAACCGAUCUGUUACCCUGUAAUCAUAGUUUACGUUCAACAUUCUUGAGAAGUUAUUAUUGUCCCUUUGCGAUUGUUGCAUGCCUUGUUUGUCAAAGUCUUAGUCACAUGUUAUCUUAUAUUCAGGAUAUUGUAUACAGUACCAGUAUGUUGGUUUUAUAAUACAGAAAAGCUCAGACUGUUACCCGAUUAACUGCAAAUCAGAAUGUCAUAUGUUGAGUCUUACCAAAGACACACACUUUUGACAGUAUUUCAAAAACUAACAAUCAUAAAUGAAACUUUUGUCAGCCAAUUAUUGCCAUGGGACUCGUGUAUUGGUAACAAAAUAUGUAUCCGGGUGUUGACUAUGUUCCUUUAGAAAUUAUGUAAUUAGAAUCUGAAAACAACUGACAGCUCAAUGUGUUUGAAGUGGUGCUAUAUUUUCGGUAAACUUGCCUGCAAUAUUAAAACUCGCCACAGUGCUCUAGUUAUAGUUAUUAAGAGAUGAUAGACCUUAAUUUUAGAUAUGAUAGCCCUGAAGGAGUUUGACCCACAACCAUGUGAAUUUCAGAGGCCUGGAUGCCCAAUAUUAUUUCGUAUCAUUUGAAGAGGUUUGGUUUUGCAGGAAAUGAAAAUGUACAACAUUUACUGAAAUUAAUAUAAGAUUUUUUUGAAAAUUGGCCAUUUUACGUCCGACUCGUGUUAAAUAAAAAGCAAAUAUACAAACUGUAAUAAACCCUAUGUAUGAUGUACAUUUUUUCAUUUAAUUACAAAGUAGUAAUUGUCAAGCAAUGCCUUUUAAAUGAUACCAAAAUCAAAGUUUAACAUUAUGGAAAUAUCACAUAACUAUAUUCUUUGUGGGUCAGAUACCUUAAAUUGGAAAGGAUUGUUUUUGUCUUUUGGCUUUCAAACCUCUGCCCAGGCAAAUACUACACCAACUCUAGUUCUGAGUACCAGUACUAGUAUUUUAAAUUCAGUUAAAACCUGCUGGCUUGAUAUUGCUUGGCUCUAUUUCCUUGUUGACUCCAACUUCAUGUUAAUGACCAAUUCUUUAAACUCUAUGCAAGCAUUCCCCCUUUGCUUGAUAAUAGCAAGGCUCAAAGUAUUAUGGCCGGUCCCUGGGAUAUAUGAAGCCAACAGAUUUGGACUGUACAUGUAUGUGGCAUUAUCCCAUCUUAGCAGUCUGUCCGUUCAUUUUGGUAUUUGACCUCAGAUUGCUGGGAGUUAAUGGCGUAACAUUACCUCUUUGAGUGAUAUGUGAACCAGGGCAGUAUUCAUAAAACAUCUCAAGUCUUUUCUUAACUUAAGACAAUUUCUUAAAAUUUUCAAAUAUAAAUGUUAAGAAAAAUAUAAGUGUUUUUAAAAUAUAACCAUGUAUUUUCAAUAAAGGCAAUGACAAUAAAGGAAUUCAGAAAUUAUUCAGCCACUAUAUCGUAUGAUUAGAGAGAUACUAAAUGACUUAACACAUAAUGCAUGCUGGGUUAAUUGUCGUCUGCUCAAAAAUGUUGUCUGGUUUAUUCUAAAUUUCUUUCAAUUUACUUAAAACUUUGGGGAUAUAUUGACUGAGUGGCAAACAGCUUGGAACCUGAUCAGGCGCCGAGUUACUCUUACUCGGUGUCUGGUCUGGUUCCAAGCUGUUUGCAAAGCCUUUAAAAUCGCCAUCAGCAGCCUAAGGGUUAAGAUGUUUUAUGAAUUUGACCCCAGUGCUUUAAAUGUUCUUCCUUUGUGGGUUCAUGUACAUGUUGAAGAUAAGUUGAAUUGUGGCAUCUAAUGUACUUGUAAUGUGAAUUUUGGAUACCUGUUGACCCCAUAUUAGUGAGGUAUCAUUUGAAAAGUAUUUAUGUAGCGAGAAGGAUUAAUAAUUGCACCAAAACAAUUUUACAAACUAGCGUUUUUUUGGCCUUGAAAGAUUAAACAAUAUUAUGCAUCAGCUUUUUGGCCUUGAAUGAUAGCAAAAUAGGUCAUUUUAAAUCCAUUUUAGCCCAGGAAUAUAAGAAAAAUAAAAACUGUGAUUCAUGUUUAAGUACUACUUAGGGGUGAAAGAGAGAGUGGUUAAGGUGUCCACAUCUCACCCAAGAGGUUGUGGGUUUGAAAAGUUAAUUUUACAACCAAUAUUAACCGAAGAAUAUAACAAAGAUAUAAACUGUGAUUUAAGUUUUAGUACUUAAAGGGGAGAGUGUUACAGGGGUCCACCUCUAACCCAUGAGGUUUUGGGUUUGAACGCCACCAUUGCCAAUCUCAUUGCCUCUCAAAUAAAACACAGUAUUGGUUUAUACAAAGGAGACAGAUUCGAGAGUGAUUCAUAUCAGCUUUCAAAAUGGAGCUAAAAUAAAUUAGCCUGAACUAUAAACUAAACUAUCUACCUACCUGGUCCGUAGACUGUUUUCAUGCACUAGAGUCUAUAGCUGUCGAGAUAGCACUUGUCACCAUGGAAACAGUUUGAGGGUUUGGUACACAUAUAUUCAGUCAUUUAUUUGGCAUAGUAAUAGUUAGUCUGAAAGCAAUACCUUUCAAAUGAUACCCAAACUCUAUAGGGCCAUUGUGCAUUGCUUUAUUUUACAGUAUCACCACUGGCGCGAUAUAAUGAAAAGCUCAUGUAUACACCGCCUACCUUAAGUGUUCUUUGAAUUAUAAAAUGGUUUAUUUUGCUCUUUUUUUUAUAGUUUUUCAUAUGAAGUUUAAUUACGUUGUUAAGUAUUUCACAAGUUGUAUGUGAAACCAUUUUUAUGUAGCUUUGAAUAAAAUGUGAUUUUAUA